GUAUAUGAAUAGUUACCAUGCAGUAAGGCGCUGCUUCAACGCAAGACUUAUACGAAAUUCUUGGCAAUAUCGCUCAAUAUCAGUCCUUCGACCGACUAUCUGCGACGAAACUUCAGCUAUAAGUUUUGUAAGUGGGUUGAGUAUAAGCGAGCAGCAGCACUUAGCUGAGGCGUUAUCUCACGUGACCGAUCAAAAGAAUGGCAACUCUGAGAUGACAAGAAAACUUUUAGCUCAGGAGGCAGCUUAUGCCGGGAUUCCGUUUCUUGGGUUUGGAUUUCUGGACAACACUAUUAUGCUGUGUGCUGGUGAAUAUAUCGACAUGACUCUAGGUUCAGCUUUAGGAUUCUCCACGUUAGCUGCUGCUGCUAUGGGUAAUCUGGUAUCAGAUGUAGCUGGCAUUGCUACCGCAGGGACUGUGGAACAAAAUGUGAAGCGGAUAUUAGGAAGAUCCACAGUACUGACACCAAAGCAGAGGGAUACUUCUCGAGCCCACAGGUGGGUGUUUUUUGGUCGGUGUUUCAGUAUCUGUCUCGGCUGUAUUCUUGGAAUGUGGCCCUUACUCUUACUGUCUAACUCGGAGUCAGAGGAAAGUAAGAACCCUCCGAUUAUAGAUGAUCAUAGCUGAUGAUCAGUUAUCACAGCUGAUGAUCAUCAUGAUCAUCGGUUAUCAUGUUCAUUUUUUUUCCAGAACGAUCUCGUAAAACUGUGUGACUCAGGAUUAUAUUAUAUUCAGUGUCCUGUCAAUACUACCCGUACUAGACUUAUGUUGAAGUUGUUGGGUUUGAAAUUGGGCUUGACAUGUGAAAAAUGAUAUAAUAUCCGUAGUACUUUAGAGUUGAAAGUAUGAUUUAAUCAUGAUUUAGUUUAAGAUGUAUUUAGUUCUAUCUUAUAUUGAACAUAUUUAAUAUUCUGGGAUAUCGGUCCACCUACAGUGUUUACCUACUCAUUAGAUGACUGGUUUAUAUGGUCGAUUUAUUAAUCGAAAGCCGAUUAUGUAUGAUUUAGUUUAAGAUGACUUUAUUCUUCCGUUAAUUUUACGCUUACAUGACAUUUUCAAUUGGUCUUAGAUUGAAUUGAACCUUAGACACCACUCUAAGGGUGCUUUCAAUUUCACCUACGCCGUUUUUCUAUUCACUUUUACAAUAUUUACAACGCUUUUGGUUAAAUUGUGCUAUAAUUUAUGUUCGUUAUUCAAAUUGUAUACUAUGAUAUCAUUGUAUGAUUGAUUAAGGAUUAUGUCUUACCAAUAUAACUUAU
Molecule: messenger RNA, 1257 nt
Organism: Bolinopsis microptera
Lineage: Eukaryota; Metazoa; Ctenophora; Tentaculata; Lobata; Bolinopsidae
Product: transmembrane protein 65-like
Exons: 6
Coding region: 5-625 (206 amino acids)
Cellular component (GO): mitochondrion
Source: RefSeq, a predicted model, not a curated record